AUGAGUAGCAAUAGUGAAGCGUUGAAGAACAUUAAGAAUAAGCAGAGAAGGCAGAAGCUUUUUGCCAGUCUUAAACAUGAAAAAAACAAAGACCGUCAUACCAAGAGAGCUGAGAGAGCCAAAGAAGAGAGAGCAAAUCCGGAAUUGAAAGAAGAGAGAUUGGCUACUAACGUGCCAGAGACUAUUGAAUCGAAAAGAGUUUUCGAUGAAACUAUACAAGAUGAAGUUGAAGGAGAAGAUGGAUUUGAAUCAUAUUUCUCUGCAGAUACAGCAAAGGAACCAAAGAUAUUGUUAACUACGAAUGCAAACGCUCGUAAGCAAGCGUAUGAGUUUGCAGAUUUAUUAAUGGAAAUUUUUCCUAAUGUUACCUUUGUCAAACGUAAAAGAGAGUUCUCAAUGAAAGACAUGUCCAAAUUUUGCAUAAAUAGAGAUUACACCGAUUUGAUUGUAAUUAAUGAAGAUAAAAAGAAUGUUAACGGUAUUACCUUUAUACAUUUACCUGAAGGGCCAACGUUCUACUUUUCCAUUUCGUCGUUAGUUGAUGCGAAAAGGAUAGCAGGUCAUGGUAGGGCAUCAGAUCACAUUCCUGAGUUGGUUUUAAAUAAUUUCAAUACCAGAUUGGGUAAAACCGUUGGUAGGUUGUUCCAAUCGCUAUUCCCACACAGACCUGAAUUCCAAGGUAGACAGGUAGUUACCUUGCAUAAUCAGAGAGAUUACAUAUUUUUCAGAAGACAUAGAUAUAUCUUCAGAAACGAAGAAAGGGUUGGUUUACAAGAAUUAGGGCCGCAAUUCACCUUGAAGUUAAGAAGAGUUCAAAAGGGGAUUAAGGACGAGAUCGAAUGGGAACACAGACCAGAUAUGGAAAGAGACAAGAGAAAGUUUUACCUUUAG
Molecule: messenger RNA, 891 nt
Organism: Dujonia railenensis
Lineage: Eukaryota; Fungi; Ascomycota; Pichiomycetes; Serinales; Debaryomycetaceae
Source: the annotation of a GenBank genome assembly